AUGACAUGGUCUCAUACUCGUAUAAAAAUACCAAGAAAUCGUGAAGCCGGAGAUAUACUUCUAUGGAAUGACUACUUUUCUGACAACCCCACCUACCCAGCUAACAUAUUUCGUAGGAGAUUCAGAAUGCGGCGAGAAUUGUUCAACCGAAUAUUGGCAGAUGUGGUGUCUAGAAAUCCUUACUUUGCUCAAAAAAGAGAUGCUUGUGGCAUUCUUGGAUUAUCCCCUCGUCAGAAAGUAACUGCAGCAAUCCGAAUGUUAGCUUAUGGAUGUGCAGCAGAUGCAAUAGAUGAGUAUUUACGCAUUGGAGAAACCACCGUUUUAGAAGCAACCCGUCGGUUUUGUAAGACGAUUGUGGUACUGUAUGGGAAAGAAUAUUUACGCUCACCAACUGCGGGUGAUGUUGAACUAAAACUUAUCAACGGGAAAACACCGCCGGUGAACUUUGAAAUAAACGGGAAUGCAUAUGAUAUGGGAUAUUAUCUCGGUGAUGGAAUUUAUCCACAGAUUGCUACUAUUGUGAUGGUCAUUAAACAACCAGAUACACCGGAAAAAUAUAAAUUUUCAACGAUGCAAGAGGGUGCACGGAAAGAUGUAGAGCGUGGAUUUGGAGUACUGCAACAACAAUUUGCCAUUGUAAAACAACCUGCACGAAUGUGGAACCCGGAUGUGCUUGCCUAUAUAAUGAAAACGGUUAUUAUUUUACAUAAUAUGAUAGUGGAGGAUGAGCGUCUUCCCGGCGAUUGGCCACAUGAAUAUGACUCACGUAACAGGUCGGCACCGGUGAAUAUAUCGAGGGUAGGUACUGAGGAACUUUCCAGAAUGAGAGCUGCACAUCGGCCUCAUGCUAUACACAAUAAAGAAACACAUUUUCGCUUGCGUCAAUAUUUAAUCGAACACAUAUGGUCAAAUUUUAGAGAUAAUUAUUAA
Papaver somniferum (opium poppy) is the source of this 930-nucleotide messenger RNA. RefSeq lists its product as uncharacterized. The record is from RefSeq and is a predicted model, not a curated record. NCBI's taxonomy places the organism in Eukaryota, Viridiplantae, Streptophyta, Magnoliopsida, Ranunculales, Papaveraceae. Bases 1 to 930 code for a protein of 309 amino acids. The transcript has 2 exons.